UCUCAUGAGACACACCCAGGUUAUAUCCUCUGUGGAAGCUACAUUACGAUCUGCUUAAAACAGAAACAGCAGCAGAGUCUGACUCAGGGAGCUCAGAAAAUGGCAGAAAAAGAGGAAGCAAGAACAGAUGUCGCUGGGAUUCAAGCAAACUUGCCUAAAAAGCUCAUUUUGGAGAACUUCAAGAGUGGGCAAGAAAGCAAGAGAGAUCGCCAGAGUCCAGUAGCACCUGAGAAAAGCAGCAAGCUCCUGUCCGGGCUCCUGGCCAUGAAUGUUGUGUUUCUAGGAGCUGCUUUCAUCCUGAGUGCCAUCUUCAAUCAAGCUUCUGUACCAGGAACCCAUGUCCUGAUCCUUCUAAUGGUCCUCAGUGCCUUGGACAUGGGCUGGAUGAUGUUUCACCAAUCUGCUGCCCACUCCGUCCCUCACCAAGACCUUCAUGCUGGUGCCAUCUGGCUAAGGGGGGCAGUGUUGCUGUUUGGAAUCUGUAGUGUCGUGCUUGAUGUUUUCAAGACCGGAUACUUCUUUCAAUACAGCAACGGUGGCGGAACUGUGAAGGCAGUUUAUUCCAUUGUGGAAGCGAUCUUCAUCAGUGCACAGACCUACUUAUUGUGGUUUCACUCGAAAGAUUGCUUCCACACGCGCCGUAAUAUCACCAGAUGUGGGCUGAUGCUUACCAUAGCUACAGACCUGGUACUAUGGAUGAAUGCAGUGACUGAUGAUUCGAUUCAUGUGGAAUUGGAGGUUGAGGAGCAGACUGCACACAAUGGGAACAGCACACGCCUUUCAGAUUACAUCAACAUUACAGCCUACAGCUGUCAGAGUGAGCUGUGCACUAUUUUUCGCAAGUGUGUUGUUAUCAUGUACCCUUUUAACAUAGAGUACUGCCUCAUCUCCUCUACCAUGCUCUACAUCAUGUGGACAAACAUCGGAAGAACCAUUGACCACCAUAUAACUCAUGCAAGUUACAAGUUCAGAGGUUUUGGCCUUGUUUUGGGACCACUGCUGGGGUUAGUGGUGAUAAUUAUUGGAUUGUGUAUCUUCAUCCUGUAUCAGAUAGAGAUUUCAACUGAUCCUUCACAGCCCAAACCCUUUGUGCAGUUCUAUGUUUUCCACAUCAUCUUGCUCUCAGUCAUGUCUCUCUGCUCUCUAGCUGGUACAGCCAUCCACAAGUUGGGGGAGAGACAUGUUGACACCAAGGAGAACCCAACUCGCAGUCUAGAUGUGGUUCUGUUGCAGGUAGCUGCGCUUGGCCCAUUGUGCAUCUCGUAUUUCUCUAUCGUGGCCAUUGUGUCCACCCAUCUCAGGCAGCCUGUGGAUAUUCUCAAUCUCACCUACUCAAUGCUCAUAAUCAUCGAACACAUACUGCAGAACCUCUUCAUUAUUGAGGGUUUGCAUAGACAACAUGUUGCAGAAGAGCUUUGUUUAAGAUCUGGGGAGAUGAGUGAGAAGGACCUCACCACUGACCCUCAGCAGGAGGCACUGCCCUUAGAGGUAGGCAAUGAUGUUCAUGAGCCCACUGCAGCAGCAACGUUAAACACAAUUACUGAUGGACAAGAUGAGCCAAGUAAUGCUAAUGGAGUGAUCAACUGUUCAUCCGAACUGGACUUGAGAACUUCCCAACUGUCGCUACAAACGAACAGCAAAUUCAACUGGAAACGGAAGCUCCUGAAAGAGAUCUCUAUGUUUAUGAUCAUGUCCAACCUAAUACUCUGGAUUAUACCUGCAUUUGGAGCUCAUCCCCAGUUUGAAAAUGGUCUUGAGAAACGGUUCUAUGGGUUUUCAGUCUGGUUUGCCAUUCUGAAUCUUGGGCUGCCAUUAGGAGUUUUUUACAGAAUGCAUGCAGCUGGCAAUCUCCUGGAAAUCCACCUCACUGCCUGAUCCCUCAAUUUGUUAGUGAAGAGUAAAUCACCUGAUUCUUGACUCCCUCUUACUGAAGUGUAAAUCACUGCCUGAUUCUUCGCUCUGUUACCAAAGAAUAAAUCGCUACCUGAUUCUUCGCUCUGUUACCGAAGAAUAAAUCACUGCCUGAUUCUUCGCUCCAUUACUGACGAGAAACUCACUGCCUGAUUCUUUACUCCGUUAAAGAGUAAAUCACUGCCUGAUUCUUCACUCCGUUACUGAAGAGUAACUCACUGCCUGAUUCUUCACUCCGUUACUGAAGAGUAACUCACUGCCUGAUUCCUCACUCCAUUACUGAAGAGUAACUCACUGCCUGAUUCCUCACUCUGUUACUGAAGAGUAACUCACUGCCUGAUUCCUCACUCUGUUACUGAAGAGUAACUCACUGCCUGAUUCUUCACUCCAUUACUGAAGAGUAAUUCACUGCCUGAUUCUUCACUCCAUCACUGAAGAGUAAAUCGCUGCCUGAUUCUUCUUAAUUACUGAAGAGUAAAUCACUGCCUGAUUCGAAGCAUUGACUAUUGGUUGAAUGCUUUUGGAGAUGAGCUGUCAUUAUUUAGUGUAAUGAAAAAGGUUGUAGGGAACUCAGCCAUCAUUUUACUUGUUGGAAAUCCAAUGUUUUUUGAGUUGACACAGAUUCACUGUUGAAGUGGUGAAGGGGUCAGAGAGCCAGUGUGGAAAUUCUAACAGAUGAAGAGGGAACCAAUGUAAAACAAAGGUUGUAUUCCACACAAUUCUGCAACAUAAACCUCAAGUUGCAAUUAGACAAUUGACUGUAAUGUGUGAUUGAGCAUUUCACGUUUAUGUGCACCAGGUGAAAUAACAAGGAACUGCAUGUGGCUCCAACAAGAGAGACAGAGGGAGACACUGGCAUAAGGGAGACAGAGAUUAGCUCAAGGCGGAGACAGACAUAGACUGACAUAAGGGAGAGAUGUGAAAGAAAUUAGCCAGGAGGUUGCAGCAAUCAAAGAUUUUCAGAAACAAUACAUACCAAUGAACUGGUCAAGGACAUCCCAUCAUUGAAAGUUUUCUCCACGAACCCUGGGCCAGCAACCGAUCAUUUGUUCUGAACCUGAACUGCUGUACACGAAGAGUCAAAGCUCCAGGUGAUGGAGAGAAUUUCAUUGCCAGGAUGUGCGCGGGAUGAAAGUGUACUGAUGACAUUGUGUGAUUGAUAUAGAUUGUCAAUGUAAAACCACAGCAGCUCUAGUGUACAUGACUGGAACACUAACCAUUGGCAGCUCUGGUCCUGACUGAGUGGAUAGUUGGCAAAUUGCGUCGGUGAUCAGAGGGUGAUUCUGAUGUGGUGACAGCCACUUAAUUCUUUCAAAUGUCAAUUGUAGUAAUAACCAGACAAAGCAAGGGAGCUCCACUGAAUACCCAGUGCAUUAGGUACUGUACAAGGGACAAGUGGUGCCCGAUACAUGGCUUUAAACCAUGGCUCAGUUGGCACCAAUUUCACUUCCAAGUCAAAAGGCCUGUGUUCAAGUUUCAUUCCAGGACUUGAAUACAAAAUUCUAGUCCAACAUUCCAGUGCAGUACUGAGGGAGUGUUGCACUGUCAGAGGUGCAGUCUUUCAGGUGAGACAUUAAAUGGAGGCUCCGUCUGCCAUCUCAGGUGGAUUUAAUAGAUCCAGUGGCACUUUUCGAAAACAGCAAGGAAGUUCUCCCCAGUGUCCUGUAUUUAUCCCUCAAUAAAUGUCACCAAAAUAAGAUUACCUGGUUAAGUAUCACCUUAUUGUUUGUGGGAGCUUGCAGUGUGCAAAUUAGCUACUGUGUUUCCUAUUACAGUAAUGACCAUACUUCACUUUGGGAUGAUUUGAGGCCAGGAAAAGCAUUCCUUGAUUGGACUACAGGAGGGAACAGCUUCAUUGGAAGGGAUUUAAAAAAACUGUUCACAAACUUCUGAAAUGACUUUUUUGAAUACUUUGCACUUCUGAGUGCAGAACCGAGCUGAGGCAAUCCUUAAUGUGGUUGUCAGUGACCUAGAGGAAUCUGUCCAUGGAUCCUGAUGCCUGACCAUUUAGAAAUCAAUUGCUUUCGCCCUGGUGGUUUAAGAUUUUGAGGGGGAGAACUCAACAUUUACAACAUCACCCCUCACAGGUGUCAGUGCAAAUGCACAGAGUCAGUUAGUAAAAUCAAAAUUAUUUUUGAGCCAGUAUUUAUUUCAGAGAGGUGUGAACUUUCCACAACAAGGGACCAGACCAGUUAUCAGCUGGUUUCUCUUCAUUAAAACUGAAGGGUCCAAUGAGCACUGGGAAAUUGAAAUCACCAUUUUAAAAAAUAUACUAUAUAUCAAAAUCUUCAGUCAAUAACUUUAAGGGUGAUUAUUUGCUGAUUAAUACAUAAGAACAUAAGGACUAGGAGCAGGAAUAGGCAAUUCAGCUCCGUGAGCCUGCCCUGCCAUUCAAUAUGAUCAUGGCUGAUCUCAUUUCGGCCUCAACUCCAAUUUCCCACCCUCUCCCCAAUAAGAAUACUAGUUGUAAUAAAUAAGCUAACAAAAUAGGUUUGAUUUCAGCAAUUUUUUAAACCAUGGAUAGUCUCACACAAAUCCAGCUUGCAUUUCUAAAGCACCUUUAAUGUUGUAAAGUAUUCCAAUGCACUUCACAGAAAUAUUAUAUAACAAAAUUUGACACUGCGCAACAUCAGGAGCUAUUAGUACAGGUGACCAAAAAUGUGGUCAAAGAGCUAGGUUUUAAGAAGUGUCUUAGAGGAGAGAGAGUUGGAGAGAUCCAGCUGGUGGGACCGCACUCACCUCGUUCCAUUCUUAUCUAUCCAUUCAGAACCAGAGAAUCGCCUGCUCCUGCACCAUUACCUCCGGAGAUCCCAAAUAUCUAUCCCUGAGCCCCUCUCAUUUCCCAUCUCCACGCUGCCCCUCAGCGACAUCACCUGAAAACACACAAUUAGAUUCCACUUGUCAUCCAGUACUGGAUAAGCAGAAAUUUACUCCAACUAAAUAUUGGAAAGACUGAAUACAUUGUAUUUGGACCCUGCCACAAACUCUGUUCUCUAAACAACUACUCUAUCAUUCACCCUGGUGAUUGCCCGAGGCUGAUGGAAGGGGUCAUCAACGAUGCUAUCAUGUGCCAACUGAUUUAGCAAUAGCCUGCUCACUGACACUCAGUUUGGGUUUCACCAGGGUCACUCAGUUUCUGACCUCAUUACAGCCUUGGUUCAAACAUGGACAAAAGAGCUGAAUUACACAAGUGAGG
Messenger RNA from Carcharodon carcharias (great white shark), 5107 nucleotides. RefSeq names its product proton channel OTOP3-like. Gene Ontology annotation, molecular function: proton channel activity. Lineage: Eukaryota; Metazoa; Chordata; Chondrichthyes; Lamniformes; Lamnidae. Gene Ontology annotation, cellular component: membrane. The transcript is spliced from 7 exons. Gene Ontology annotation, biological process: proton transmembrane transport. The coding region runs from base 100 to 1875 and encodes 591 amino acids. The record is from RefSeq and is a predicted model, not a curated record.